Molecule: messenger RNA, 384 nt
Organism: Paraglomus brasilianum
Lineage: Eukaryota; Fungi; Glomeromycota; Glomeromycetes; Paraglomerales; Paraglomeraceae
Source: the annotation of a GenBank genome assembly
AUGAAGCAUGCCAAAAAGGUUAAGAUUAAGGAUGAACAAGGCAAUGUAUUAAGAACAGAGGAUAUCACGACACAGUUUCCUCAACACUGGCACAGAACCGAUACUUUGAAUAAUGAAGACAAUAAAUGGAAACUUCUAGAAAUUAAAAAAGAAGAUGCUACCCCUCAAUAUCCUGAGCAACCAGAUCCACCUCGCAAGCCUAAGAUUGAAGACACAAUACCUAAGAUUACCGAAGCACUAGAUGUUCGUUUGAAAGAGAUUUAUGACAAAGCAAAAGAAAUUAAAGAUGAAAUGAAAGCAGCCAAUCAUGAUUAUACAACUCUAACUAAGAUGGGCAUUACCCAAAUAACCGGAAUGUUAGCCGAAAUAGGAAAAAAAAUCUAA